AGGCGCGGCGCUCUCGCUGGGAAGGGCCGGGCUCCUGGAGAGCAACUCCUGCGUGGGCACUUAGCCCCUCCCGUUUCGCUGCCCCGCCUCCAGGCAGGGCAAACCUAUAAAGUCGCGGCGAAGAGGGUCCCUCCCGGUGCUCUCGGUGCAGUCCGACUCCGAGGUCAGCAAGGUCCCGGGCCCCCUCUCAGGAGCAUCGCAAGCCGGAGUCAUGGCCCAGGAGCUGUACCACGCCGAGUUCGCCCGGGCGGGCAAGAAGGCGGGGCUGCAGGUUUGGAGGAUCGAGAAGCUGGAGCUGGUGCCGGUGCCCAAGAGCGCUCACGGCGACUUCUACGUCGGGGAUGCCUACCUGGUGCUGCACACGACCAGGGCGUGCCAGGGCUUCACCUACCGUCUGCACUUCUGGCUGGGAAGGGAGUGUACUCAGGAUGAAAGCACAGCAGCUGCCAUCUUUACUGUUCAGAUGGAUGACUAUCUGGGUGGCAAGCCAGUGCAGAAUAGAGAACUUCAAGGCUACGAGUCUACUGAUUUUGUUGGCUAUUUCAAAAGAGGUCUGAAAUAUAAGGCUGGAGGUGUGUCGUCUGGACUAAAUCAUGUUCUCACAAACGACCUGACCGCCCACAGGCUCCUGCAUGUGAAGGGUCGGAGAGUGGUCAGGGCCACGGAAGUCCCUCUUAGCUGGAACAGUUUCAACAAAGGCGACUGCUUCAUCAUUGACCUCGGCACCGAAAUUUAUCAAUGGUGUGGUUCCUCAUGUAACAAAUACGAGCGUCUGAAGGCAAGCCAGGUCGCCAUUGCUAUUCGGGACAAUGAAAGGAAAGGCAGAUCUCAAUUAAUUGUGGUGGAAGAAGGAAGUGAACCGUUUGAGCUUAUACAGGUAUUGUGACUUUGGUUGUUUUUU
Molecule: messenger RNA, 901 nt
Organism: Hipposideros armiger (great roundleaf bat)
Lineage: Eukaryota; Metazoa; Chordata; Mammalia; Chiroptera; Hipposideridae
Product: adseverin
Exons: 4
Coding region: 212-886 (224 amino acids)
Biological process (GO): cell projection assembly; barbed-end actin filament capping; actin polymerization or depolymerization
Cellular component (GO): actin cytoskeleton; cytoplasm
Molecular function (GO): phosphatidylinositol-4,5-bisphosphate binding; actin filament binding
Source: RefSeq, a predicted model, not a curated record